GGUGCGCGCGCAGCCGCAGACGGCGGCCCGAUGGAGCCCGAGCUCGAGCCCGGCGCGGUGGAGGUUCCCGCCGGGCGCGUGCUCAGCGCCCGGGAGCUUCUCGCCGCCCGCUCGCGGUCCCAGAAGCUGCCUCAGCGCUCGCAUGGGCCCAAGGACUUCCUCCCCGACGGCUCGGCCUCCCAGGCCGAGCGGCUGCGCGUGUGCCGCGAGGAGCUCUGGCAGCUGCUGGCGGAGGAGCGCGUGGAGCGCCUGGGCAGUUUGGUGGCUGCCGAGUGGAGGCCGGAAGAGGGCUUCGUGGAAUUGAAGUCUCCAGCGGGUAAAUUCUGGCAGACCAUGGGCUUCUCGGAACAGGGCCGCCAGCGGCUUCACCCCGAAGAGGCCUUGUAUCUGCUGGAGUGUGGCUCUAUCCAACUUUUCCACCAAGACCUGCCACUGUCUAUUCAGGAGGCCUACCAGCUACUGCUGACUGAGGACGCUGUGACUUUUCUGCAGUACCAGGUCUUCAGCCACCUGAAGAGACUGGGCUAUGUGGUUCGACGAUUCCAACCAGGUUCCAUCCUGUCCCCUUAUGAGAGACAGCUGAACUUGGAUGGCAGUGCCCAGUGCCUAGAGGAUCAGAAUGGCAAAAGGAAGAGGAGGAGCUCCAGCUUUCGCUCCCUUGUAGGAUCCUGGAGGCAGUAUAAUAUGUGUGGGACAUGUGCACCUCAGCAAUCAAGAGCAGACGUGCUGCAUUUCCUCCUCACGUCCCUCAGGUCUAUUAAUAAGAAGGCCAAGGCCCUGGAGAAUCCCCCACAGGGGGUGGAUGAGACACCUGAGAGCCUGACAGCCUCCAGCCCACCUCCCUGCAACCAGAACAGCCGAUGCCCAGAGGAGAAACCUCAGGAGUCAAGCCCUGUAAAGGGCCCAAUGGGCCCAUCUCAGCUUCUGGGAGCCCUGGAGCCCUGGCCUGGCCUGGCUAACGAGGGGGUGGGGUGCAGCCCGGAGAGUGGCAAAGUAGAGAACAGGGUCAAGGGGUUUUGUAAGCCACGCUGGAACUUUGAACAGAUCUCCUUCCCCAACAUGGCUUCAGAUAGCCGCCACACCCUUCUGCUUGCCCCAGCCCCAGAGCUGCUCCCAGCCAAUGUCGCUGGGCGGGAGACAGAUGCUGAAUCCUGGUGCCAGAAGCUGAACCAAAGGAAGGAGAAGCUCUCCAGGCGGGAACGGGAGCAACAAGCAGAGGCCCAGCGCUUCCGGGAGGAUGUAAAUUCAGAUCCCGAGGUGCAGUGCUGCUCCAACUGGCAGGAGUACAAGCAGCUGCUGCAGAGGAGGUGUCUGCAGAAGAGCCAGAGCCGCCCCCCACACCUGUGGGAACAACCUGUCAGACCCUUGCUGAGUCCUGGCCAGGCAGACUCCCCAGCCAUAGCCCUUCAGCAUAUCUCUGUGCUGCAGACCACACACCUUGCUGAUGGAGGUGCCCGGCUGCUGGAGAAGUCUGGGGGCUUGGAGAUCAGCUUUGACAUUUAUCAGGCCGAUGCUGUGGCCACAUUCCGAAAGAAUAACCCCGGCAAACCCUACGCCCGGAUGUGCAUUAGUGGAUUUGAUGAGCCAGUUCCAGACCUCUGUACCCUCAAGCGGCUGUCCUACCAGAGUGGGGAUGUUCCUCUGAUCUUUGCCCUGGUGGAUCAUGGAGACAUCUCCUUCUACAGCUUCAGGGACUUCACGCUGCCCAGAGAUCUGGAACACUAAUGACACCGCUCUGGCAGGGCAUGGGACCUGCUCGGGGGGACCUGGACUGUCUAUUCUCAGGGACCAUCUCAGCUGCCUCCUAUACCCAGACUCACCUGUAGCUUCAGGGGCUAGUCUGGGCCUUGGCCCUGAGUGUCUGAUGCUUGCAGGAGAACGAAGCCAUGCCCCUCCCCUCCCCCCACCUGGCUUCCAUAGUCCCAGGCCUGAGAUUGCUGUCUUGCAGUGAUACUUUGGAACUCAGGACUAGAUUUCAGAGACCCAGCGGGGUGGGGCAGAAGAGAGGACUCUGUGCCUUUAAUCGAGAGGGUGCCUGCUUCGUGCGAUAAAGCCAAAGCCAUUAAAAAAUAGAUCGCUCUAA
This is a messenger RNA of Canis lupus familiaris (dog), 2083 nucleotides long. RefSeq names its product tRNA splicing endonuclease subunit 54 (gene TSEN54). Gene Ontology annotation, cellular component: tRNA-intron endonuclease complex. The record is from RefSeq and is a predicted model, not a curated record. Gene Ontology annotation, biological process: tRNA-type intron splice site recognition and cleavage. Lineage: Eukaryota; Metazoa; Chordata; Mammalia; Carnivora; Canidae. The coding region runs from base 31 to 1725 and encodes 564 amino acids. The transcript is spliced from 11 exons.